Molecule: messenger RNA, 369 nt
Organism: Hydractinia symbiolongicarpus
Lineage: Eukaryota; Metazoa; Cnidaria; Hydrozoa; Anthoathecata; Hydractiniidae
Product: THAP domain-containing protein 1 A-like
Exons: 1
Coding region: 1-369 (122 amino acids)
Molecular function (GO): sequence-specific DNA binding
Source: RefSeq, a predicted model, not a curated record
AUGCCGUUUUGUGUGGCUUUUGGUUGUUCAAAUCAAACAGAAAACAACAAAAAUGUUUCUUUCCACACCAUGCCUAAAAAGCAAUCAUUAUUUAAAAAGUGGGAAGUGGCUAUUGGGAGAACAGAUUUACCUCCAAGUGGAAGAUUAUGUUCUGAUCAUUUUGAACAGUCGUGUUAUGUCUCGACAACAACAUUAAAACAGGAACUUUGUGGUGACUUGUAUUCAGCACGUAAAGGUACCCGUCGCCGAUUGACACCUGAUGCCGUGCCAACCUUGUUUAAACAUAAGGAAAAUAAAAAUAAGGAGAGAAGCACUUCUGUUGGCCGAUCUACACGUGCUGAACAUGUUAGGGUAAGAUUACAUUGGUAA